AUGGCGGCUACUAUGAAAGCCGCGACGAUGGAGCCUGCGGGCUUCAGCGCGGCUGACAUUUGGAAGAGCGCACAAAAAUGCCGGCGCACCCUUCAGAAGAGGCUGGAGCAGCUUCAUCAGAACGAAGGCAAGGGCAAUGAGGAUGCGUACCUUCGGGCGCUGGAUGAAAUCUUGUGCACCUUUCGACUUGGCUGCGUUGGUACUGUCUUUGAGGAUUUUGCCUACGCUACUGAACAGAAUGUCGACAAGCACCUAUGGAAUAUGCAUUCGACCAUCAACGGCGAGUUCCGUCGUGUUCGCUCGCGGCUAAACCCCAAGGCAGAGCCUAAGGUCGCCAUACUGCAUCGACAAGUCCUCAAGAUGCAAGGGGACUUUCUCCGCACGUCGCAAAAAUUCUACAAGGGCUAUCUCCAGCGGCUGUCGGCCAAGUACCAUAUCCCUAACCUUGAUCGCGUGGUCAAAUCUGUGAGAUUUGACGUCACGCUAGACAAGGUGGAUCGCGAAUCAAACGCCGGGCUGGAGUCGCAGAUUGUUCGGGCUUGUCAUCAGAUUUUGGUUCAUCUGGGCGACCUGGCUCGCUACCGUCUAGAAGUCGACCGGAAGCCGCAGAAAACCGACAUACCUCUACUGUAUCUCCGCCUCGCCAAUGAUCUGCUACCCUCAUCCGGGCUUGGUUAUCACCAGAUGGCCGUUGUCUAUCGUGGUAUUAAGGAUCAAGACCUUGCCAUCGUUUAUCACCUCCAUCGAGCACUUGUCGUGCAAGAACCACAUCCAAUGGCUGCCAAGAACCUGGAAAUUGAGUUUCAGAAACUGAGCCCAGGUAGUCCGAUGCGCGGCCGCAAUUCGUCUUUAGAUCCUCAAAUCACCUUGUCUGUGUGGUUUGUGCGUCUGCAUGCUAUCUACUAUGCAGGUUUGGUCGUUGCUCAGCAGAAAGAACUGGAACGGGAGGUCCUCCACCGUGUUCAGAUGUUACUCGUGACCAAGGAUACCGUCGGUCUCCUCCUUACUCUGGUUCUCACAAGCAUCGCUGCUUAUGAUUUUGCUUUGCAAAGAACUGAAGAAAAAUGGUCUGAAGAAGCCUCGCAAUCAUGCCAGUUCAUACUUGGCUUCAACAUUCGCAUCAUUCUUGCUGUCAACCGGGUCCUGGCAAAGCAGAUCCAAGAAGUUUUGCAGUCUGUUACCCCAGCUCCGGCAGCAGGCGAGACAUCGACUCCUGUGGCAGCCAAAGCUACAGACAAGUUUUUGACAGUCCUCCAGUCCGCUUUGCCUCUGCUGCGCGUCUACAUGGUUUGGCUUUGCAAGUAUCGUGGGGAUGUUGUGCGUUACGCGAGCCACCUCUCUCACGUGACCGAGAUGCACCAGUCGAUGGCCGAAACCAUCUCACUCCUAAUCGAGGUUUUCCGAGGCGACCAGAACGAUGGUUCCACUGCCAAGUAUAUGUUGUUCGAAGACGUCGAGACACUGGGCUUUCAACCUUUGGAGAAUGACAAGGCCCCCUUUGUUUGUCGCCCAAUGCAUUUCUUUCCGGAUGGAACCGCAAAGCCCAGGGUUGAAGAUUGCUCUUUUGACAAGGUUGACAACAAUGGCGAGACUAUUUCUCGGAUCAACGACAUCGUCAACUGUGGCUACUUCAUUGGAACCGAUCCGAACUAUCCUUUGACCAUCUCCCGGAAGCAAAAGGGCCCGCGAACCAUCACGAUCCUCAGUUACCAGGCGGGCUCUGACUCGGAUAUCAUCCCUGGCAUGAACAAUUCGAGCAGCGCCUGCCAAAGCGAGCCGGUCACACCACACAGGCAAAGUGCUCAAGCAUCUCCAGCACCCAACAAACUUACCAGCACAAACGGUACGCAUCAGCACCCGCAGCCGCCGCAGGCACCGAUCGGAACUCCCAACGGUACAAUGACCAAAUCGACUGAGACUGAGUUCGAUGUGGAUGAAGAAAUGCUUGGCAGACUGAAUGAAUUCCUGGCUCCUCCCGAAGUACACUCGCCGCAGCAGCAGAACGGCACUGAAGAUCCGACUUUCUCUUAUGGCAUGCAUUCGAUCACCGCCAACGAUGUUUUUGGGGCACUGAACAGCCAGAAACCAGUCAAAACACCCACAUCCGCUUCUGGUAGGGCUUUUCCCACGCUUCCCUGGGACAUGUGGACCCCCACCAAUCGAUCAGGCUUUGGCUUCAGUGCGGCGGCAUCGCCCGAGGUUGAAGCGGCUACGGCUUUCAGUCAGGCCGCCCACUACAGCCACGCACCGAGGAAUACUGAGCGUCUGCAGAGCCCCGGGCUUCCAAGUGCUCCCAGGGCUUCGGACACUGCAGAUGCGCAAGCCCAGGUAGCCGCCGAGCGCUAUGCCGCUGGCUCGUUUCCAAAUCGCGACCCUAGCAUGGGUAAAGCUUACAGCAAGGAGAGGAUGGACGAAAUUUCCAAGCAGGCCAGCUGGCAAUUCAAUCAAAAAAGACAGCCCGCACGCGUUGCCACCUCGUCAAUCCCGGCUCAGACUCCUGUCCGGCAACCCUACAACCAACCCGCCGGCUUUAUUGACUCUCCAUUCUUUCAGUCGACCAAUUUCUCAUCCAGUGCUUCCGGCUUGUCCCAGGUGCAGGGCUCAUGGGGCCAGCGAUUUGCCGUUCCAGGAAAGAAGCCCUCGUGA
Messenger RNA from Pyricularia pennisetigena, 2646 nucleotides. RefSeq lists its product as uncharacterized. Lineage: Eukaryota; Fungi; Ascomycota; Sordariomycetes; Magnaporthales; Pyriculariaceae. Gene Ontology annotation, cellular component: telomerase holoenzyme complex. The record is from RefSeq and is a predicted model, not a curated record. The transcript is spliced from 4 exons. Gene Ontology annotation, molecular function: telomerase RNA binding; telomeric repeat DNA binding; protein binding. Bases 1 to 2646 code for a protein of 881 amino acids. Gene Ontology annotation, biological process: nuclear-transcribed mRNA catabolic process, nonsense-mediated decay.